Echinops telfairi (small Madagascar hedgehog) is the source of this 3446-nucleotide messenger RNA. RefSeq names its product La ribonucleoprotein 1, translational regulator (gene LARP1). The coding region runs from base 508 to 3195 and encodes 895 amino acids. NCBI's taxonomy places the organism in Eukaryota, Metazoa, Chordata, Mammalia, Afrosoricida, Tenrecidae. The record is from RefSeq and is a predicted model, not a curated record. The transcript is spliced from 20 exons. Gene Ontology annotation, biological process: positive regulation of translation; mRNA stabilization. Gene Ontology annotation, molecular function: RNA cap binding. Gene Ontology annotation, cellular component: cytosol; cytoplasmic stress granule.
CCCUACAAGGAAAGCGCUGGGCAGCCGGAGCGCGAGAGUCCGCGGCCGCCGCAGCCGCCAGGCGCAGAAGGCCAGACCAGCAGCGACGGAGAGGAGGGCGGCGGCGAACCGGGCGCUGGCGGAGGAGCGACCGGAGCCGCGGGCGGCGGCGGGAGGCGAGACUUCGUGGAGGCCCCCCCGCCCAAGGUGAACCCGUGGACUAAGAACGCGCUGCCGCCGGCCCUGGCCACGGUGAACGGACAGUCCCCGCCAGGCUGUGUGACAGCUGAGAAGGUGCCAGCCUUUUCACAGACUCUACCCCCAGGCUGGCCAAGAGGGACGGGCACAGAACCUUCUGCUCCAGCCAAGGUGGUGAGAGCCGCAAUUCCUAAACAGCGCAAAGGCAGCAAGGUUGGUGAUUUUGGAGAUGCAAUCAACUGGCCCACACCGGGAGAGAUAGCUCACAAGAGUGUGCAGCCACAAUCCCACAAGUCUCAGCCUGCCCGUAAGCCACCGCCCAAGAAGGACAUGAAGGAACAGGAGAAAGGAGAAGGGAGCGACAGUAAGGACAGCCCCAAAACCAAGUCAGACGAAUCGGGGGAGGAAAAGAAUGGAGAUGAGGACUGCCAGCGAGGAGGGCAGAAGAAGAAAGGGAACAAACACAAAUGGGUUCCAUUGCAAAUAGACAUGAAGCCUGAAGUGCCCAGGGAGAAACUGGCCUCACGUCCCUCUCGCCCACCAGAGCCUCGACACACACCUGCCAGCCGUGGGGAGCUCAAAGGGUCUGAGCCUGCCACCUUCGUGCCCGUGCCUGUGGCCCCCCCCACCCCAGCCUGGCAACCAGAGACCAAACCGGAGCCUGCCUGGCACGACCAGGAUGAGACAUCGAGUGUGAAGAGUGAUGGGGCUGGUGGGGCGCGGGCUUCCUUCCGUGGCCGUGGACGGGGGCGUGGUCGCGGCCGGGGACGCGGCCGGGGUGGCACUCGAACUCACUUCGACUACCAGUUCGGCUACCGCAAGUUUGACUCUACAGAGGGGCCUCGCACUCCCAAGUACAUGAACAACAUCACCUACUACUUUGACAAUGUCAGCAGUACCGAACUUUACAGCGUGGACCAGGAGCUGCUCAAAGACUAUAUCAAGCGCCAGAUUGAAUACUACUUCAGCGUGGACAAUUUAGAGCGAGACUUCUUCCUGCGACGAAAAAUGGAUGCCAGCGGUUUCCUUCCCAUCACCCUUAUUGCCUCCUUCCACCGAGUGCAGGCCCUCACCACUGACAUUUCACUCAUCUUUGCGGCCCUCAAGGACAGCAAGGUGGUGGAGAUAGUGGAUGAGAAGGUUCGAAGAAGGGAGGAGCCUGAGAAAUGGCCUCUCCCUGGUCCCCCAAUAGUGGACUAUUCCCAGACGGAUUUCUCUCAGCUCCUCAACUGUCCCGAGUUUGUGCCUCGCCAGCACUACCAGAAGGAGACAGAGUCAGCCCCUGGUUCUCCCCGGGCAGUCACCCCAGUGCCAAUCAAAACGGAAGAGGUCAGCAACCUAAAGACACUGCCCAAGGGUCUGUCUGCCAGUCUUCCUGACCUGGAUUCUGAGAACUGGAUCGAAGUGAAGAAGAGACCUCGUCCCUCCCCUGCACGACCCAAGAAGCCAGAAGAGCCCAGGUUUCUCCACCAGACCUCUCUGCCCCCCCAGCUGCCCUCUCAGCAGCUGAUGCCCAAGGAUCAGGAUGAACAAGAGGAACUGGAUUUCCUGUUUGAUGAGGAGAUGGAACAGAUGGAUGGGCGGAAGAACACAUUCACUGCCUGGUCUGACGAGGACUCAGACUAUGAGAUUGAUGACCGGGAUGUCAACAAGAUCCUCAUUGUCACCCAGACUCCGCCUUACAUGCGCCGGCACCCAGGAGGGGACCGUACAGGCAACCACACCUCACGUGCCAAGAUGAGCGCUGAGCUGGCCAAGGUCAUUAAUGAUGGGCUCUUCUACUAUGAGCAGGACCUGUGGACCGAGAAGUUUGAACCUGAGUAUUCCCAGAUCAAGCAAGAAGUCGAGAACUUCAAGAAAGUCAACAUGAUCAGCCGGGAGCAGUUUGACACUCUGACUCCUGAGCCCCCUGUGGAUCCCAAUCAGGAGGUUCCCCCUGGGCCACCCCGGUUUCAGCAAGUUCCCACUGAUGCCCUGGCCAACAAGUUGUUUGGUGCUCCCGAGCCCUCCUCCAUCGCCCGCUCUCUACCAACCACUGUCCCAGAGUCGCCAAACUACCGAAACGCCAGGACUCCCCGGACUCCCCGCACACCACAGCUCAAAGACUCCAGCCAGACAUCGCGGUUUUAUCCCGUGGUAAAGGAAGGACGGACAAUAGAUGCCAAGAUGCCUCGGAAAAGGAAGACAAGACACAGCUCGAACCCUCCCUUGGAGAGUCAUGUGGGCUGGGUGAUGGAUUCUCGGGAGCACAGGCCAAGAACUGCCUCCAUCAGCUCCAGCCCCUCAGAAGGGACACCUGCAGUUGGCAGCUAUGGCUGUACCCCCCAGUCACUGCCCAAGUUCCAGCAUCCUUCCCAUGAACUGCUCAAGGAAAACGGCUUCACACAACACGUCUACCAUAAGUAUCGUAGGCGCUGCCUUAAUGAGCGGAAACGUUUGGGCAUUGGCCAAUCUCAGGAGAUGAACACUCUCUUCCGCUUCUGGUCCUUCUUCCUCCGCGAUCACUUCAACAAGAAGAUGUAUGAGGAGUUCAAGCAACUGGCUCUGGAGGAUGCCAGAGAAGGCUACAGGUACGGGCUGGAGUGCCUUUUCCGAUACUACAGUUACGGCCUGGAAAAGAAGUUCCGUUUGGACAUCUUCAAAGAUUUCCAGGAGGAGACCGUGAAGGACUACGAAGCUGGACAACUCUAUGGGCUGGAGAAGUUCUGGGCCUUCUUGAAAUAUUCCAAAGCCAAAAACUUGGAUAUUGACCCCAAACUGCAAGAAUACCUCGGCAAAUUCCGACGCCUUGAAGACUUCCGAGUGGAUCCCCCUAUGGGUGAGGAGGGCAACCACAAGCGACACCCAGUGGCAGCAGGAGGUGGCAGCGGUGAGGGCAGAAAGCGGUGCCCUUCCCAGUCUUCCAGCAGGACCACCACCAUGAUCAGCCAACCGCCCACGCCCCCCACAGGCCAGCCCAUCCGGGAAGAUGCCAAAUGGACAAGCCAGCCUUCAGACACACAGACUUUGGGAAAGUGAACUGCCCUGUCGCCCUGGGGUGAGGGAGAAGGGGGUGGGGUGGGUUAGAUGAGAUGCCAUGCAGGGGUGCCCGGUCCCAGGAGAGGAGACUUCAAAGGGACAGGCCUAGAGUUCUUGGGACAGGCUCUUGUGCUGAGGAGUGGUGUACACACCAUGUGGUCUAUCAAGAGGCACCCCUCUGGGCAGGAGCUUCCACAUAUCCCCUCCCUAUCCUCUCUCCAUGACUCUUCAUAUCCUAGCUUCUUCGUGGG